AGAAAUAAAAAAUACAUUCACUUGAGAGUGAAGAAAAUAUUUAUAUAUAAGUAGAUUAUUCUCUGUCUUUGGUCUUCAAACACAGUUUUUGGUUUUUUCAUAUUUACAAAACCCGAAACAAAACAAGCUGAAAACAAAAAAACACUUAGCCAGAUCUCUCUCUCCACCACCCAAGGAGGUUAUUAAGUAUAUUAUUUAGACUCAAGAUCCCUUUAUUCAAGUUUGAACUUUCAUUCGUUCUCCUUUUCUUUUUUUUUUUUCAUCUCUGUCGUUUUGCCUUAGAGUCGUUUGGGAUAUACAUGGGUUUUGUAGAUAUAUAUGUGUGUAGUAUAUAUAUAUACUUAUAAACACACAUACUACACACAUAUAUACUAAAGACUUAUUAUAACUCUAUAUGUCGAGAGCUUUAUAGAGCUUUGUUUUGUUUAUACUCUUGUAGCUAGUACUACGUAUCAUAUAAAACUCUUUAUUAUUAGAUGCAUAUUAUGGCUCGUAGUACUGGAAGCUUUUCUUCCAAUAUGAAUGGCUGGUUUGGCACUACUACUGCUCAUCUUCUUCAUCAUGAUAAUCAAAAACCUAACCCUACUACUACUGCUGCUGCUGCUACCAAAAAGAAGAGAAAUCUCCCAGGAACACCAGAUCCAGAUGCGGAGGUUGUUGCUUUAUCUCCAAAAACACUUAUGGCUACAAACAGAUUCGUAUGUGAAAUAUGCAACAAAGGGUUCCAGAGAGACCAGAACUUGCAGCUUCACAGAAGAGGUCACAACCUUCCAUGGAAGCUUAGGCAAAGGACUAACAAAGAUCAGCUGAAGAAGAAGGUGUAUAUAUGCCCUGAAAAGAGUUGUGUCCACCAUGACCCUGGUCGAGCCUUGGGUGACCUCACCGGAAUCAAGAAGCACUUUAGUCGAAAACACGGUGAGAAGAAGUGGAAGUGUGAUAAGUGUUCUAAAAAAUAUGCAGUUCAAUCUGACUGGAAAGCUCAUUCCAAGACUUGUGGUACUAGAGAAUACAAAUGUGAUUGUGGAACCCUCUUUUCCAGGAAAGAUAGCUUCAUUACACAUAGAGCGUUUUGUGAUGCCCUAGCAGAAGAGAGUGCUAGGCUUACUUCGGUUGUAUCCAGCAAUCUCAGCUUCGGUAAUCGUAAUAAUAAUGUUGAUGAUCAUACUAAUGCUAUUACUACUAGUAGUCCUAGUUCAAGUACUACCACUAUGGUUAAUAUGGACCAUAUAUUACAUGGACUCGGUAUUAUGAGUGGUACUACAAGUACUAGUCAUGGUUUUCAGCUUCAACAAGAUCACUUCAAUCAUCAUCUCAGCAAGUCAAGAUUAUCACAUUGGCUUAACCAAGCAAAUAAUUCAUCGCAUAAUAGUAAUAACAUUAAUAAUAAUGACAAUAAUCCUAUGGAUUAUGUCUAUAAUAGAAGUAGUAGUGUGCAAGAACUGGUCAUAGGAUCAACUACUAGUAGUACUACUCUCUUUGGCUCUUGUUCUUCUUCAAUGUCAAGUUUGGUAGGAUUAAAAGAAGAAGCAAAUCGAGUGCUUAACAACUCUUCAUCAUUAUCAUCAUCGAAGCAUGUUAUUGCUCCAAUGUCAGCCACAGCUCUUCUCCAAAAAGCCGCUCAAAUGGGCUCAACUAGAUCAUCAAGCAACCCCUCAUUUAGUACUACUAAUAUUACUACUACCACUAGCUCAUCAUCAACAGGUGUAAUGAUGAUCAUGAACCCCUCUUCUUCUUCAGCUACUAAUAGUCAUGUCAAUGUGGCCACAACCAUGGCUCAUCAUGGAUAUUUAGACGGUUCAAACUUGAUGAGAUCAUUAGGAAGUAACAUUUCAUUGUCAUCAUCAAAUAUUAAAGGCAUCGAAAAUGGUGGUCUGACUAGGGAUUUUCUAGGAUCGGGAUCAGGGGUAGUAAUGGCCCAAAGGAAACUCUUGUCACAUAAUUCCUGUGGUUCAUCAGCUAUGGGAUUGAGCCAAUUCAGUGGCAACCACUGAUCGAUGGUAUACUGUUUAUAUGUGAUGAUGAUGGUUUUUGUUGAUAUGUACAUGUGAACUCAGUGGGGUGCGAAGAUCAAUAUAUCAUGAAGAAAUGAAAUGGAAAAUGUGACCAUCUCAGGCUGCAGAAGCAGGAGGCCGGGGCCACCCAAAGAGAAAACAUUUGAAUAUGUCAGAAGUGACGGAACGAAGAGUGAACUACGAGUCAAUUAUAUACAUUUAUGUCUAUCAUUAAUAUUUAUUCAUUAUUUGUCUUCCUUUGUUUUAUCCUUCGUGUUGUUUAGUCUUUUGUCUUUGAAUCACUUAUCCUUUUCCUCUAUAGAAUUUUUCUUUUCGCGCU
Molecule: messenger RNA, 2331 nt
Organism: Cannabis sativa
Lineage: Eukaryota; Viridiplantae; Streptophyta; Magnoliopsida; Rosales; Cannabaceae
Product: zinc finger protein BALDIBIS
Exons: 3
Coding region: 477-1991 (504 amino acids)
Cellular component (GO): nucleus
Molecular function (GO): DNA-binding transcription factor activity
Source: RefSeq, a predicted model, not a curated record